GGAUAUUGAACUCGAGUUGGAAGAGGCGAGUCCGGUCUCAAAAUGGAGGUAAAACCGCCGCCCGGUCGCCCCCAGCCCGACUCCGGCCGUCGCCGCCGCCGCCGGGGGGAGGAGGGUCAUGAUCCCAAGGAACCAGAGCAGUUGAGAAAGCUGUUCAUUGGUGGUCUGAGCUUUGAAACUACAGAUGACAGCUUAAGAGAACACUUUGAGAAAUGGGGCACACUUACAGAUUGUGUGGUGAUGAGAGACCCCCAAACAAAACGUUCCAGGGGCUUUGGUUUUGUGACUUACUCUUGUGUUGAAGAAGUGGAUGCAGCGAUGUGUGCUCGACCGCACAAGGUUGAUGGGCGUGUAGUGGAACCAAAGAGAGCUGUUUCUAGAGAGGAUUCUGUAAAGCCUGGUGCCCAUCUAACAGUGAAGAAAAUUUUUGUUGGUGGUAUUAAAGAAGAUACAGAAGAAUAUAAUUUGAGAGACUACUUUGAAAAGUAUGGCAAGAUUGAAACCAUAGAAGUUAUGGAAGACAGGCAGAGUGGGAAAAAGAGAGGAUUUGCUUUUGUAACUUUUGAUGAUCAUGAUACAGUUGAUAAAAUUGUUGUUCAGAAAUACCACACUAUUAAUGGGCAUAAUUGUGAAGUGAAAAAGGCCCUUUCUAAACAAGAGAUGCAAUCUGCUGGAUCACAAAGAGGUCGUGGAGGUGGAUCUGGCAACUUUAUGGGUCGUGGAGGAAACUUUGGAGGUGGUGGAGGUAACUUUGGCCGUGGUGGAAACUUUGGUGGAAGAGGAGGCUAUGGUGGUGGAGGUGGUGGCAGCAGAGGGAGCUAUGGAGGAGGCGAUGGUGGAUAUAAUGGAUUUGGAGGGGAUGGUGGCAACUAUGGCGGUGGUCCUGGUUAUAGUAGUAGAGGAGGUUACGGUGGUGGUGGACCAGGAGGAUAUGGAAACCAAGGUGGUGGAUAUGGUGGCGGUGGUGGAGGAUAUGAUGGUUACAAUGAAGGAGGAAAUUUUGGAGGUAACUAUGGUGGUGGUGGAAACUAUAAUGAUUUUGGAAAUUAUAGUGGACAACAGCAGUCAAAUUAUGGACCCAUGAAAGGGGGUAGUUUUGGUGGAAGAAGCUCGGGCAGUCCCUAUGGUGGUGGUUAUGGAUCUGGUGGUGGAAGUGGUGGAUAUGGUAGCAGAAGGUUCUAAAAACUCAGAAGAAAAGGGCUACAGUUCUUAGCAGGAGAGAGAGCGAGGAGUUGUCAGGAAAGCUGCAGGUUACUUUGAGACAGUCGUCCCAAAUGCGUUAGAGGAACUGUAAAAAUCUGCCACAGAAGGAACGAUGAUCCAUAGUCAGAAAAGUUACUGCAGCUUAAACAGGAAACCCUUCUUGUUCAGGACUGUCAUAGCCACAGUUUGCAAAAAGUGCA
Messenger RNA from Bubalus bubalis (water buffalo), 1403 nucleotides. RefSeq names its product heterogeneous nuclear ribonucleoprotein A3. NCBI's taxonomy places the organism in Eukaryota, Metazoa, Chordata, Mammalia, Artiodactyla, Bovidae. Gene Ontology annotation, molecular function: RNA binding. The transcript has a single exon. The record is from RefSeq and is a predicted model, not a curated record. Bases 43 to 1182 code for a protein of 379 amino acids.